UUUUAAAAUUCUAAUUGUUAUAUCAAAUAAUUUAUUUUAAAUUUUUAACUUCAAAAUUUACCAUCCAAUUUUUAAAACUUUAUUUUCACCUUCCAGUUUGCUGGAAGUUGGUCUCUCUCUCUCUCUCUCAUAUGUUGUUGUUGUUGAGAGGCAAUGAUGCCCAGGCGUCACGAUCUAAUACCCUUGUAUGCUUCACUCCUUGACUUGUGUUCAAACACCAAGAAUUUGAAAAAGCUCAAACAAAUCCACGCUCAAACCAUAACGCUCGGAAUUUCCCGCCACGACUUCAUUCGAGCCAAACUCGUCUCCUCCUACUCUGCCUCUUCCCAAAUGCUCGAAGCCUCCUUCAUUUUCUCUCUCACCAACCGCAAACCAACCUUCCUCUACAACUCCCUCAUCAGAGCCUUCUCUUCCCUCAAUCUCUUCUCUCACUCCCUCUCCAUUUUCCGCCAAUUGCUCUUUGCCUGCAAACCCAUUGACCGCCACACCUUGCCACCCGUUCUCAAGUCCUGUGCCGGCUUAUCCGCUCUUGGGAUCGGCCGCCAAGUUCACGGGGCGCUUCUCACAAAUGGGUUUGCCUCCGACGUUGCGAAUUCCAAUGCUUUGAUCGUAAUGUACUCUAAGAGUGGGGAUUUGGGUUGUGCCCGGAAGGUGUUUGAUGGAAUGCUUGAGAGGAAUUCAAUUACGUGGUCCACGGUGAUGGCAGGGUAUGGAAUGCAUGGGUAUUUUGGAGAGGUGUUUGUGUUGUUUGACCGGAUGUUGAAUGCCGGUGUAUUGCCUGAUGGAGUGACUUUUACAGUGGUUUUGACAGCGUGUAGUCAUGGUGGUUUGACGGAUAAGGGGAGGGAGUAUUUUGAGAUGAUGGAGAGGAGGUUUGGAAUGAGGCCAGGGUUGGAGCAUUACACUUGUAUGGUGGAUAUGUUGGGGAGGGCGGGGCAUGUUGAGGAAGCUGAAGCGUUGAUUGUGGGAAUGGAGGUGGAGCCUGAUGAGGCUUUGUGGGGUGCAUUGUUAGGAGCUUGUAAGAUUCAUGGGAAGUCGGAGGUAGCUGAGAGAGUUGCUGAGAAGAUCUAUGGGUAUAAGUUGGCUUCGUAGGUCAUUGUCUUACAAAAUGCUAACGUGGUAUUGCAGAUCAGUGUCCAGUUCAAGUUUAUUGUUGCUCAAGCAGUAUUUGUUUCAUGGGGACAUUAUUUGCAUUGCUGAAGUUGCAAUCAGAAUUGGAAAUUCAUUACAUCAAAGAACCAAUUUGAUAGCAGAAUUAAAACCUUGAGGUUUAUUAUGAUCAUUUGAAUCUGACUCGCAAAUAUUUUGGCAGCUCAUUCCUUUUGUCAAAGAACCUGGCAGUGCUGAAACGUGGAAACUUUACAAAGUGGGAUAACCGUGAAGGAAGAAUUUUUCAAUGCUCCCUUGAUUUCACUAUUAUUUUUGCACCUCUCAUUCUUUGUUUCAAAUUAUUGCUGGUGCUGAGAAGUAUAAAACCUACGAAGGUGUGCUAAUCACCAGGAAGGAAGGAUUCUUCAGUAAUUUUUUUAUUGCACUGAGAAACUUCGAUGCAAACUGAAAUUCUUUGCAUUGAGAAGGGGGUAUAGGUGAGUACUUAAUGGUCAGUGACAUGUCCAAGCUGAGGUCAGAUGGAAAAUGAAUUAAACUGGCAAAGAAAGUAUCAGAACUAUUGGGUUGGGGCAGGUUCAGAUGAUGUUUUCUACUUAAAUUCACCAUGCUUAAAAAAUGGUUUACUUAAGGUUAAUUAUUCAUUUUCUUUAAAUAAUGGUUUGUUAUUGGUGUUAGUGGUGCAUUGGAAAUUGCACUAAAUUUGGAUGAUGAAGACCCACAUUUCUUGAAGGCCAAAAGAAAUUAUUUACAUAAGACUUUUUUUUUUUUUUUUCUCCCUCUCUGAAUCAAAGCUCUUUUAGGUGUAUUUUUUUGAUGUGAAAAUAUUUUCGUUCCAGCUAAUGAGAUUCAGUGGGAUAAUCUAGCUUCAAUCUUUAUAUUGAAGAAAUGAGGAAAGAGUUGUGUAAUUAUCUUAGGAUUCUUCUAGCAUUCUUUUGACGCAAUUGACUGUCUUUUGUAAUAUUCUUUACAUUUGAUGCCUUUGAUAAUUGGAUGUAGAGUGCUGGACCAUAUGACUGGUAAA
Camellia sinensis is the source of this 2131-nucleotide messenger RNA. RefSeq names its product pentatricopeptide repeat-containing protein At1g03540. Lineage: Eukaryota; Viridiplantae; Streptophyta; Magnoliopsida; Ericales; Theaceae. Gene Ontology annotation, molecular function: RNA binding; protein binding. Gene Ontology annotation, biological process: RNA modification. The record is from RefSeq and is a predicted model, not a curated record.